AUGCCGCCAUUAAUUCCAAACGAUGAGGGUUCAUCCGAUCUCGCGGAUUAUUCGGACGAUCCCGAGGAGUGGCAUCCUUUGGCUGGUCAACGUCGAAGAAACGAAUUUUUUUUGCCGGAAUUUCUACAGGGAAUACUAAACGAGGCUUUGGAGGGAGCGCCACUGAUUCUCCCAGGCGCCCCUUGGAUGGAAGACCUCUUCGAUAAUGAAGAGGAAGAAAUGGAUUCUGGAGAAGAAGACGAAAAUGGAGAAGACGAAGAAGCAGAAGACGACGACGAAGAAGAAGAAGAUUCUGAAGAAGAGUUCGAGGAAAUGUGGCGAGAGAUCGAAGAAAGCCUUGACGAGCAUCGCGAAGCUUUAGCAAUAUUACGAGAGAUGAGUCCAGAAAACGGAGAAGAGCGAUGA
Oikopleura dioica is the source of this 405-nucleotide messenger RNA. The record is from the annotation of a GenBank genome assembly. NCBI's taxonomy places the organism in Eukaryota, Metazoa, Chordata, Appendicularia, Copelata, Oikopleuridae.